Paramecium pentaurelia is the source of this 557-nucleotide messenger RNA. NCBI's taxonomy places the organism in Eukaryota, Ciliophora, Oligohymenophorea, Peniculida, Parameciidae. The record is from the annotation of a GenBank genome assembly.
AUGCAAUAAGAUACUAAUACCACUUUUGAAAUAGCUGAUGGUCAAUAGUAAUAUUAGGCACCUCUUUAGACAUAAACUUAAUAAGGUAAUGUUUAAAAUAUUUAGAAUUAGUUGUGUAUACAUAACCCAUGAACACAUAUUAGUCUCAACCAUAAUAUCCUCCUCCACCUCUUAAUCCUCAAUAAAAUAUUAUUGUUUAGGGUGCUCCUUGUAAAUUUUAUGAUUAAUAAAUUAUAGAUUAAGUUGGAUCUCCUCCAGGUUAAUAAGAGUUAAUUGUAGUAAAUGCUUAAUUAGGGAAUACAACACAAUCUUAAAUACUUUGUAAUUAAUCAAGAUUCCCAAUAUUAAUGACAUGCCCAUAUUGCUAAAAGUAAGGAACAACAAGGAUAGAUUUUUAAGCAGGAUCAGGAACUUGGUGUUGUUGUUUCAUAUUAUUUUUAUUUGUAUGCUGUAUUUGUUGGAUUCCAUUUGUGGCUGACGGUUGUAGAGAUGCAAAUCAUAUGUGUCCAAGUUGUGGACAACUUGUUGGAUCAUGUCCUUAUAAAGUGUGUGGAUGA